Molecule: messenger RNA, 228 nt
Organism: Enterobius vermicularis (human pinworm)
Lineage: Eukaryota; Metazoa; Nematoda; Chromadorea; Rhabditida; Oxyuridae
Source: the annotation of a GenBank genome assembly
AUGGUCUGUGUUCCCUGUCUGAUUCUUCCGGUAAUAUUAGCAAUAUACCUGAAGUUCAUACAACCAUAUGUACUGAGGCUAUUUCCUGAAUCUUGGCGAGCGAAGUUUGAUGCGAUAUUAUACCCGACAUGUCCAAUACAAACUCAAGCAGCGAAAGCAAACGUUUCUAAGGUUGAAAGCUCCGAAGAAACACCUGCAUGUUCAUCGGGUAACAAGAAGACUGAUUAA